AUGGGUAAUCUCUCUCCUCGUCAUUCGAAAUCCUAUCAUGAAGGAUUUUCGAAUCAUUUGACUCUAACGCCGAAUCGGUCGUCAUGGAAAAAGCAAUUGCAAAUUAUCAAUGAUACAUUUAAUAUUAAGAAAAUCUCUUUACGUCGUACACAUGGCAAAGGCAAACGGUCGAGCGCAACGACUGCAGACAACACCCAUUUUCGUCAACAUUCCUAUUCCACACAAAAUUUUCACGAUCUCACCAAGAAAAAUCCGGCAAAAUCAGCAAGUCGAAAGCAAUCGAAAACUGACCAACAACAAAACAAUGUCAAGAAAUCGUUUAGUCUUUUCUCCAUCAAACAACCAUUGAAUGAUUUGACUAAUAAAGAACCAGUUAUCAAAUCAGUAACAACGAACAAAACAGAAGAAGUUCCCAUGAACAGUACAACGAAUACUCAAAUACAGCCAAGACAAAAGUCGCGAGUUGACUUAACAACAGUUCAUAAGCGUCACACAACUUUCAUUCCACCAGCAUAUUAUUUGCCCAAAUCACAAUCUCAAUACUAUCAACGUUAUCACAUCCAACUAUCUUCGAACGGUGUCAUAUCGAAUAACACUAAUCCCACAGCAACAACAUCUAGUGCAAAACAUGUUCGUUCAACAGAAAUAACAACAACAAGAAAAACAAUCAUUCAAGCAUCAACAAGUGAAUUACUGCGCUGUUUGAGUGAAUAUUUAUGCUCAUCAUGUUCACAUCUAUCACCAAAACUCGAUCCAAUGGAUUGCAUAGCGUGGAUAAAAAGUGCUGAUCGUCGUUUAAUACUGCAGGGCUGGCAAGAACAAGUAUUUGUCAAUCCAGCUAAUAUUGUCUUUGUAUAUUUAAUUGUACGUGAUACAUUAACAUAUGUUGUGCCAUCAACUACAAUCAAAAGUGUUUCAGAAUUGCAUUCAAUUGUUCUAACGUGUCUUUAUUUGGCAUUUAGUUACAUGGGACAUGAAAUAACUUAUCCAUUGAAACCAUUUGUUACGGAAAAUGAAACACGGACUGUUUUUUGGCAACGUGUGGUUUUAAUUAUGGGACAAUUAAGUUCAAAAAUGUUGACGAUCAAUCAAAAUCCGAAAUUUUUCACGGAAUGCUUUUCCGAUUUGAAAAAGUUCAAUCUAGUCCAAUAA
Messenger RNA from Adineta ricciae, 1152 nucleotides. The record is from the annotation of a GenBank genome assembly. NCBI's taxonomy places the organism in Eukaryota, Metazoa, Rotifera, Eurotatoria, Adinetida, Adinetidae.